Molecule: messenger RNA, 2364 nt
Organism: Gaeumannomyces tritici R3-111a-1
Lineage: Eukaryota; Fungi; Ascomycota; Sordariomycetes; Magnaporthales; Magnaporthaceae
Product: DNA repair and recombination protein rhm52
Exons: 2
Coding region: 192-1874 (560 amino acids)
Biological process (GO): DNA recombinase assembly; mitotic recombination; double-strand break repair via single-strand annealing
Cellular component (GO): nucleus
Source: RefSeq, a predicted model, not a curated record
GCGCCUUGUCCACCGCCUCUCAGCUCGCACAAGCGCGUUUGAUUGAAAGGUCGACAAACGAAGUGUGCCAUCCAUCAGCCGCAACAGCCCCAUCAAGACAGCUUCGUAGAUAAUCUACAUCGUAAUCGCUGUCCUCGUUACGCCCAGCUAUUGCAUGGCCAGCCAGGCCCAAAGGCCUCCUUCUCAUCAAUAUGCCUGCCCCAGGCCAACAGCACUCACACGUCCAGAACCCGUUCGAGGAGGCGAGGCCGCGGCUCUCCUUGUGGACGGCCCAGGAGAUUGCGGCGCUCCAGACCCGGCUUGACCGACAGCUUGGCCCGGAAUACCUCUCGGCUCGCAGCGGUCCCUCGGGCCAAAAGGUUCACUAUGUCGCCGCCGACAAGAUCAUCUCGCUGGCCAAUGACGUCUUCGGCUUCAACGGCUGGUCGACGUCGAUCCAGGACGUGCAGGUCGACUUUGCCGAUGUCAACCCCCAGACCGGCAAGAUCUCUCUUGGACUAUCCGUCGUCGUGCGUGUGACUCUCCGCGACGGCACCUUCCACGAGGACAUGGGAUACGGCCACAUCGAGAACUGCAAGUCCAAAGCCUCGGCCUUCGAGAAGGCCAAGAAGGAGGGCACUACGGACGCGCUGAAACGGGCGUUGCGGCACUUUGGCAACCUGUUGGGUAACUGCAUCUACGACAAGGACUACCUGGCCAAGGUCACCAAGAUCAAAGUCGCACCCACCAAGUUUGACGAGAGCGGCCUGCACCGCCAUAGCGACUUUGUGAAGAAGGAGGCUGAUAUCAAGCCCAAGCUGGAGACCCCGGCUGCCCCACCGGCGCCAGCUGCUGCUCACCCGGACUCAUUCGACGACUUCCUAGGGGAGCUUGACGAGGCCGACUUUUGCGUGAUGGAGGCAGAAGUGGAGGGAGAUGGUCACUUUGAAGAUGCCACUGCUCUAGAUGCAUCGCACUCUACAUCCAACAGCAGCAGUAAUGACCGGGGCGGCAAUAAUGGCAAUCGACAGCCACAAGGCGGUCACAUGAACAACAGCACAGCCCAACAAAGGCCGAUGCCACCACCACCUAGGCAAAACCCACCGCCGCAGAGGCAAUCUGCCGGGCCAGCGUCGGUCAACAACCAGUCGCGGCAGCCUCAAACUCCCGGCCAGCAGCCUUCGAGACCCGGAAUGGCUCCCAACGGUGGUUCCAACCAAAUGAAUAACCAUGGAAUUCGCCCCCAGCCCCAGACCAACCACCAAGGCAGACCUCAACCACAGCAGCCAGGCAACGGCAUGGGACAGCGUCCCGCUAACAAUGGGAAUAACAGCAACCCCCAGCACACGCCACCGGCCCCACAGAACGGUGCGGCAGGCGGUGAGGGUACAGGUUUCUUUUCGGCUCGUGCUGUCCCCCGAGUGCCAGACGACGGCACAGUCAUACCGCCUGCAUCGAUUUCAGGGAAAGCAUUCGAUCCCAAGGCCGAGAGUCCUUCGAUCCGAAAGACGCCGGGCAUUGAUCAUAACUCGUCGCGACCUCUGUCCAAGACCGGCCAGCAUGUGGCCCCGCCCUCGAGCUCGCAGGCUGCAAAUGAUAGGCCGUCUCUCGGAACUGGGGGUGGCAUGAAUGAUUCUAUGUCGAGGGCUCAGAGUCCACUCCCGCCAUCGAACUAUCAAUCGCCCCAGGGGCCCAUGGGCCGUCCCAACGUGCUGAAUCCCCAACUCGAUCACUCGCGCCGCAUCGGAGCACCAGGCGGCCCGGGAAGCCCGUUGGCGAACCGAAAUCAGUACAGACCUCUGACGGUCACGGCGAAGAGGCCACCUUUGGCCGAGGUGCCGAACGGAGCCGGCGGUGGCUCCGGCGGUGAGGUCAAGCGGAUGAAGCUUCAGUAAAGAAUAUGCUACAUCUACGUCUUGUACGGCAGAUGGAGAGUCAAGGGACGAGGCCAGGAUUACAACUCCUGGCGCUACAUGAGCUGCUGAGCUAACAAUCUCAGGGUACGAUAGUGUCUUUGUUCUUAGACUCUGUCCCCAUCGCUUGAAGGAAAAGGGACGGAUGUGGACUGUUUUUGCUCACUUUGGCUUAUGGUUUGUGGCUGCUCGGCGUUAACAGGGCUGAAUAUCAGACACUGGGUGGUGGGCUCGAGGCGUUUCUGUGAAGGCCAUCAUUAGGUUGGUCCUUGGGCACUUUUAUUUGCUGUUUCCGGCCCUUUCUCUAUUGUGCUAUACCUCGUGGCAUUCUUGCCUCUUGCUUCCUGCGUCUUUGUGUUGUUGCAAUCUCGAGUUCGAACGAAAUGACAUUUGACGCAGCGAUAUCGGCGAUUCAAAAGGCGCGCAGUUGGUAAUUGAGAGGACUGUGAUUGGUGUGUUGGCGUGUGGAACC